Polistes dominula (European paper wasp) is the source of this 4572-nucleotide messenger RNA. It is a transcript of the gene vvl, whose product is annotated as ventral veins lacking. Gene Ontology annotation, cellular component: nucleus. NCBI's taxonomy places the organism in Eukaryota, Metazoa, Arthropoda, Insecta, Hymenoptera, Vespidae. Gene Ontology annotation, molecular function: DNA-binding transcription factor activity, RNA polymerase II-specific; RNA polymerase II cis-regulatory region sequence-specific DNA binding. Gene Ontology annotation, biological process: brain development; regulation of transcription by RNA polymerase II. The record is from RefSeq and is a predicted model, not a curated record.
AACCUCGGGCGAGCUACGAGGCGAGGCAGUCAGUCGCUCUCAGCUACGACAUGCAUAACGCAUGAGAGAGCCCGAGCGAGAUCUUUCUACGACCCGUUCUCUCCUUACCACGCACUCUUUCUCUCUCUCUCUCUCUCACUCACUCACUCUCUCUCUCUCUUUCAUUACUACUCGUUGUUACUACUACGACACAUUCUCACACAUACGACACUCCUCGAUCAACAACAACAACGUAAACGUUCCUUGGCGUUGGCUAUAUCACACGCAUCCACUCUUUCUCCCAUAACUCCCACAUACGAUUUCAAAGACGACGAGGGUGACGACGAGGGUGACAACGAUAGUUGCGAUUACGACGACGACGACGACGACGACGACGAGGACGGUAACGACAACGACGACGACGAGGACGACUACGACACAGUUCGAAACGCGCGAGAGUGCGACCGGCAGCAAGAGCGAGGAGAGAGUCGCGUUUCGUCUCUACCAUUCCGCAAGUCUUCGAGAGUGUGUCAACGUUGUCUGCGUUUUACUCCUCGUUCAGCAUCGUCAGUGAUUAUAAUAAAUACCUUUUUUUUCUGUUACUUUGAUUUCGUUUUACGCGAGUUCGAAUACGAAGCAUGAGUGAUAUCGGCUGAUAUCGGGAUUACUAUCGCGAGUGCUGUCACCUUUGAAGAAGGUAACUUGUGUGCUCUGUAAUAACGUGUGAUAGAAUAGAAAAGAAAUUAGCUGGAGAUACUGUUUUCGACGGGCGUAGUAACGAGUACGCUUGGAAGAAUGCCGCUCGAUCGGGAUUUCUUACGUUUUCGCGAACGGUGGACCGGUGCAAGCGGUCGUUAAUAGUCUCUGAUAUUAAAAAGGAUUACGUUUUGGUUUUAUAUUCUGAAGAAAUUUUAAUCGUUUUUAUUGUUGGAGGAGAGGAGGGUGUGUGAGAGAGAGAGAGAGUGAGAAAAAAGUCUAGGUCUAGAGAGGUGUGCUCGCAAAAUUAGCCGGUACGUCAAGAUAAAACCGGCAGCGAGCAGCUAAAAAAGACCUCUCGACGAGGGGAAGUAGAUGGCCGCUACCACGUACAUGCCGGUUAGUAGUGCAGUGUCGGCCGAGCUGGAUGGUGGUUCGGGUACAACAAUCGGGAUGAACAUCGCCGUGGGUGGCUAUUCCUCGGGCUCGCCCCGCAGCGCCGCCGACGCCGGCGAAAUGAAAUAUAUGCCGGCGCCGCAGCAUCAUCAUCAUCAUCACCAUCAUCAUCAGGUGACGUCGUCGCCGUCGCCAAAUGGACUUUCGCAUCCGGCGGCGAGCCUCUCCUCGGCUAAUCCAUGGGUCAGUUUGCAACCUGGUAGCGAUCCCUGGGCAGCUUCUAUGGGGAUGCAUCAUACGAGUCAUCAUCCUCAUCAUCAUCCCCAUCAGGCUAAUACGAGUUUAGAUGUGAAACCUUUAACGGCCGCUGCCGCGGCGGCAAACGCCGAUCAAGGCAUGCACCAUCGCGGACCUCAUCAAUCCCCUGGUAUGGCGUCGCCGCAUUCCUGGCACGCGCCAGUUGUACCCUCAGCACAUUACAAUCCAAGUGGUGGUGCGGCUUCGCCGACGACCCUGCAACAAUACCAUGCGGCGAUGAACGGCAUGCUACAUCAACAUCCUCACCAGCAUCCCCAUCAGUUGCACAAUCACCAGGCCGGCCUUCCUCAUCAUCUCAGGGACGCCCACAAUCACAGUCCACCGACAGGUCAUCCACUUCAUCCGGGACAUCCUCUUGAUAGGGAUCACAGUGCUGGCGAGGAAGAUACGCCGACUUCCGAUGAUCUCGAGGCAUUUGCGAAACAAUUCAAACAGAGACGCAUUAAGCUCGGCUUUACCCAAGCGGACGUUGGUCUUGCACUCGGUACCCUUUACGGAAAUGUAUUCUCGCAAACGACGAUAUGCAGGUUUGAGGCGUUGCAGCUAAGCUUCAAAAACAUGUGUAAACUAAAACCUCUCUUACAAAAAUGGCUCGAAGAAGCGGACUCGACGACGGGCUCGCCAACGAGCAUCGAUAAGAUUGCGGCACAAGGUAGAAAACGAAAGAAGAGAACGUCGAUCGAGGUUUCGGUGAAGGGUGCUCUCGAGCAACAUUUUCACAAGCAACCAAAACCCUCUGCUCAAGAGAUUACAACGUUGGCCGAUAGUCUGCAACUAGAAAAGGAAGUAGUAAGGGUGUGGUUCUGUAACCGACGGCAAAAGGAAAAGAGGAUGACACCACCGAACACGCUUGGCGACGGCAUCAUGGAAGGCAUGCCGCCGGGUCAUCAGGGACAGGGUGGCAUCCACCAGGGCUAUCAUCCGCAGGAUCACCUCCAUGGCUCGCCCAUGGGUCAUAGCCACAGUCCCCCGAUGCUAAGUCCUCAAGGUCUCACGGCUCACUCGUUGGCGGCUCACUAGCGUUCGCCGGGGCCUCCCCCGUUGGGCCUCGCAUUAACCUCUCAAAACGCGCCGAAUUCCUCCGUGUCCUCGUCUGCGCCACCGCCUCCGCCGCCACCAACGGCGGAUAGUCUACCGCACUUUUACCAACACUAUCUGCAAACUCGUACCGGUUAUGCCGGUAACUCGUAGCUCUAGGCGGUCUAUGCGAACAUACACGAAAUCAAGGAGGAUGGAAACAUAAAAAACGGGAUACACCAAUCGUGGAUGGACUUCAUUUGAUUAGAAGGUUCAACGGGGCCUAACGAGGCUGAACUCUUGGCCCAUACACACCGGGGAGGCUGACGAGCUCGAUGCUCGAUGUUCGAUGCUGCUCUGUUACUAUUGUUCUCGCUCUUAAUACCGUUCCUUUACUUUCAUUCUCUCUUUUUCUCUCUCUCUCUCUCUUUUCCUCCCUUCCUCUUCGUCUCUCGUACGACAAGAGGACUCAAAAGAUGAUAUAAGAGAAUAAGAGAGAUGAAUAUAAAGGACGAUCAACGUCGUACACCGUCGCUGAAAAUAAGCCGAGAAAAGUAAUACGAUCUAUUAGAAACAUGGACUUGGAAACGUCGCUCGUUCGUCCCUAUUGCUCGACGAGUGUCGUUUGUGUUAAACUCUUUCUCUUUCUCUGUUUUCUCUCUCUUUCUCUCUAAAUACUUAUUACAGUGCGCGUUCCGAGGAAAGACUAUUGGUGAAGAAGAGAAUUGGACCGAAAGAUUUAGUGAAUAUGAGAAAGAGAGGGAAUGCAUGUUAAAUGAGCGAAUGAGCAAAAGAAAAAAACAAAAAAAAAAGAAAUAAAUCAAAUCAAAAAGAAAAAGAGAAAGAGAAAAUGAGGGACAAAACGCAACGAACAUACAUACGUAGGAUAGUGCUGUGUUCGUUUGGGAUUUAGCGCGAAAUGCUGCGAGUCCCGGCGAAUGAUGUAACAUAAGUAAAUAUGGACUGUAAAUAAUGUACUAGAUAAAAAGAGCUAGUAAGUUAAGUGAAAACAUUUGCCGUUGGCGUCGUCGUCAUCGUUGACACCGUUGCCGGCGUCUCUCAUCGUCAUUGUCAUCAAUGCUGCCGUCGCAGCUGCCAUCGCCACCGACACUGUCAUCGCCUUCUUACAAAAAAAAGAAAAGAAAAAAAAAGAAAAAAGAGUAUGGCAUGGACUAACGACAUGGAAAGAUUGGGAAAAUGAAGAAAUAGAAGACAAAGCAGAUUGUAAAAGGAAAAAUGAGGAUUGAAACAAGGGCGCACGCGUCGUCUUUUAAGUCGUCGUCAUCUUUAUCGUCAUCGUCAUCGUCAUCGUCCUUGCGGGGAUACUCGAGCCACACGUGUGCGAAAUUCAACCAGACAGAUCCCCAUCAAACGAAAAAAUUACCCUUCUGUAUAAAGAGUGUAGAUUUCGAUCGAAUGGAGACGAUGCACGGCCGGGAUAUGAGAUUUUGUUGAUACCGCUUGUGUUUCAACGACGUUUCAACAAGAGAAGAAACGUUUUGAGAGUGUUCGAGUGUUUUGUAUCGGAAGGAUGGACAAAGAGUUUUGGCGCAACGGAGAGAACGUUACUUUUCGGCGGUAUACGAUCGAUAUAAAUUUUAUAAUUCUUUCAUUAUUUUAUUUUUUAACGAAAAUGAUGUACAUAUAAAGAAAACAAAAAAAAAACAAAAAGAAAAUACCACAUAGACAGUAGAGAAGGCGAUCGUACUGUUAGAAAAUCGAAGGACCAGAAUUUUUAUUUGUACAAACGAUAUUGACGAUAUGAUCCAAAAUAGUUAAAUGAUCGAGUUAAUGUAGAAAAUCUUAAGAAAAAACUCUUCGAUUUUCUUUGACAAUCGUGUUGAAAUACAGUACGCGUGCGUGAUUUUUGCCGACGACGCACGGUGCAAAUGAUAGGGGCGACAUGUAAAGACGAUACUUAUGGGAUUACAAUCUAAUAUACGAAAAGGAAACAAAAAAAAAAGAAGAAUGACACACAUCUGUAAACAAUACCUAUCCCCUCCCUUCUUUCAUUGUAUAUUAUUAUUAUACAUUAAUUAAUUAUUAAUGAUAAAAAAUAAAUAUUGAAAUUUGGCGAGUGGCAUUGGCCACUGGUUUUGUUAGAACGGCAGAAGCUAAAUUACUACUGAAUUUUAAUUAAAUAAACAACAUUGAAAGUAAAUACAA